This is a messenger RNA of Phragmites australis (common reed), 2144 nucleotides long. Its product is annotated as squalene monooxygenase SE1-like. Bases 22 to 1872 code for a protein of 616 amino acids. NCBI's taxonomy places the organism in Eukaryota, Viridiplantae, Streptophyta, Magnoliopsida, Poales, Poaceae. Gene Ontology annotation, molecular function: flavin adenine dinucleotide binding; squalene monooxygenase activity. Gene Ontology annotation, biological process: sterol biosynthetic process. The record is from RefSeq and is a predicted model, not a curated record. Gene Ontology annotation, cellular component: endoplasmic reticulum; membrane. The transcript has 8 exons.
GAGCCCACCAGCCGGCCAGCUAUGCAGACAUGGCCGCGAGCGGCCUCCCCUUCCUCUUCCCAUAAAAAGCGGAAGAAUCUAGAAGCGUCGCUUCGUCCCAGGCCACCCCUCUUCGUUUCUCUCUCAUCCCCCGCUCCCCUGUCGCGCCCCAGACCCAGACGCAUCAAACCGCUCUCAUCUCUCUCCUCGCAACCAAAAAGAAGCCGACACGCACGGCAGCACAGGCGCCGCGCGUCGGAGAUCCCAAAGGGCGACACGAUGGAGCGCCCCUAUUGCGGUAUGACUGCUGCGGCCGCCGGCGUCGGGCUCCAGUUCAUUGGCGUCGCCGCGGCCACGCUCCUCGCGGCGGUCCUUGUAGCCACCGUGCUGGGACGGCGCCGCCGUCCCUGGGCGCCGGUGGUGGAAGGGAAACCCGCGCCGGCGGCUGCCUGCGCAGUCCCUGACGGCGAAGGCGCCGCCGGGGACGGUGGAACCGACGUCAUCAUCGUGGGCGCCGGGGUAGCUGGAUCUGCGCUGGCAUACACGCUCGGAAAGGAUGGUCGCCGGGUGCAUGUUAUAGAGAGAGACCUGACAGAGCCAGAUAGAAUUGUGGGUGAACUGUUGCAACCUGGUGGCUACUUGAAACUGAUGGAGUUGGGUCUUGAGGAUUGUGUUGAAGAAAUUGAUGCUCAGCGCGUCCUUGGUUACGCAUUAUUCAAAGAUGGGAAGAACACAAAGCUUUCGUAUCCCUUGGAGAAGUUCCAUUCUGAUGUUGCUGGUCGGAGCUUUCACAAUGGUCGAUUUAUACAGAGGAUGCGCCAGAAAGCUGCAUCUUUGUCCAACGUCCAGUUAGAGCAAGGAACUGCUACAUCACUGCUUGAAGAAAAUGGUACAGUUAAGGGUGUUCAAUAUAAGACCAAGUUAGGUGAAGAAUUAAGAGCUUAUGCACCCUUGACGAUUGUAUGUGAUGGCUGCUUUUCAAAUCUACGACGUGCCCUUUGUUCUCCAAAGGUUGAUGUCCCAUCUUGUUUUGUUGGGCUGGUCUUGGAGAAUUGUCAACUUCCCCACCCGAACCAUGGUCAUGUUAUCUUGGCCAAUCCUUCACCUAUCCUAUUUUACCCAAUAAGCAGCACUGAGGUGCGGUGUUUGGUUGAUGUCCCUGGUCAGAAGGUGCCUUCCAUAGCUAGCGGUGAAAUGGCAAAUUAUCUCAAAACUGUAGUUGCACCCCAGAUUCCUCCAGAAAUCUAUGAUUCUUUUGUAGCGGCCAUUGAUAAGGGAAGCAUAAGAACAAUGCCAAAUAGGAGCAUGCCAGCUGCUCCACAUCCAACCCCUGGUGCACUAUUGAUGGGGGAUGCAUUCAAUAUGAGACAUCCUUUAACUGGCGGAGGAAUGACCGUUGCAUUAUCUGACAUCGUUGUCCUACGUAAUCUUCUCAAGUCUCUUCGCAAUCUGCAUGAUGCCUCUUCCUUGUGCAACUACCUUGAGUCAUUCUAUACACUGCGGAAGCCGGUUGCUUCUACGAUAAACACAUUGGCCGGUGCUCUGUACAAGGUCUUUAGUGCCUCGCCUGAUCAAGCUAGGAAUGAGAUGCGCCAAGCUUGCUUUGAUUACUUGAGCCUUGGAGGUGUCUUCUCAAAUGGGCCUAUUGCUCUACUCUCUGGUCUUAACCCCCGGCCAUUAAGUUUAGUUGCUCACUUCUUUGCUGUUGCUAUCUACGGUGUUGGUCGCCUGAUGCUCCCUCUUCCUUCACCUAAAAGAAUGUGGAUUGGAGCUAGACUGAUUUCUGGUGCAUGCGGUAUCAUCCUCCCUAUCAUCAAAGCUGAAGGUGUGAGGCAAAUGUUCUUCCCUGCUACCGUCCCUGCAUACUACCGGGCUCCUCGUCCAGCGGAGUAACUGCUUCCACACUAGUGGUCUGAUGCAAAUUGAUCCUUCACGGAUGACAUUUUUUUCCUGUGUCAGUAGUCAUUCGUCAUCGUUAGCCAAUCAUUUGUGCUGCAAUGGAAUGAGGAACCUGUAUAGUAGUGUUCCCGUGGGUGCCGAUUCGAGUUGAAAAUGUGCAAGUUGAUUCCGGUACGUACGUUGAUUCCCUGCUAAGUUGUAUAUUGUUCUUGAACUAGUGAAUUCGUCUUCACCCACGCCUAUCUAACUGGGGUCUCUUCUGUCUA